Anthonomus grandis grandis is the source of this 2719-nucleotide messenger RNA. RefSeq names its product serine/threonine-protein kinase Doa (gene Doa). Gene Ontology annotation, cellular component: nucleus. Gene Ontology annotation, biological process: protein phosphorylation. Lineage: Eukaryota; Metazoa; Arthropoda; Insecta; Coleoptera; Curculionidae. Gene Ontology annotation, molecular function: ATP binding; protein kinase activity. Bases 143 to 2539 code for a protein of 798 amino acids. The transcript has 11 exons. The record is from RefSeq and is a predicted model, not a curated record.
AACUUUGCGCUUAGUCGAAAGCGAACGUCGCGACGGUACGCGUCGUCCGAUUCCGGACUUUAUUUUUAGAGCAUACAUCCAAACCCGAGUUUUUCGAAGCUUAUUUAACUCGAUUAUAAAGUAAUGCCGAAUAAUCGAUCUGAUGUAUUCGUCCGGUAUAUCUUAUAGCAGGUACCGCCCCACCCAUUACGACGAAAGGGAGCGGUACUCGUCACAAUCGUCGCAUCCUUCUUAUGGUUCCAGGGGUACCACGGAUUAUUCGUGGUUGGGCGCAAGUAAUUACCGUCCAACGACAACUACGUCUUACCAAACAGUUGGAAGGAGAUUAGCCGAUGAUACAUCUUCUAUGGCUAGCGGCAGCAAAAGUGGUGCCAAUACAGAAUCAUCAAACACGCGAAGGCCACGCUAUACUCGAUCGUCCACACAUAGCGUCGCUCAAUUGUUAACGGAUUCAUGUUCUAGUUUACUGCAAAAAAUCACAACAAGAGUGCGAGGUCCAUCUGCGACGGUCGAACGACAAAUUCAAAGUAAUGCAAAAAACCCUACUGGAAACAGCGGUGGUAACUUUAGCAUUUACCGGCCCAACCCUUUAACGACCAGCAAGAGCAGUACAGUAGUGCCGAAUUUUUCCACGACGAAAUCUCGAAUUGAAGACAAAUACAAUUCUGUUUUCGAUCGCAUUUAUGGUCGUAAAAGGGAUAGCGAACAAAAGGUUGAACCCUCUAUAGGGCGUGGAUUGUCCAAGAGCAGUACUACUACGAACGUGCUUCAGCUGAGCAACAAGGCGUAUCCUUAUGUAAAUAAUAGCAGCAGUGUGGUGCAACGCGAAAAAACCCCUUUCCGGAGCGAAGCUAGGAAAAAUAAUGUUGUGUACCCAGAACCCUCUUAUGCUUAUCUCGAUAAAGAUUCUGCACAUCGCGUCCGACAGCGAUCAAAUCAUUCCGAACUUAGACCUAGACGGUCUUCGAAGCCUCACAGGAUUGGAAAAAGCGAAUACAGUGACCGAAAAUCUUCUGGCACAACCACAAAUCUUAAACUAACUGCCGUUGAAAUACCAUUAACGAGCAGCUCAUCAGGCACUUUACUUAAUGAACCAAAAAGCGAUAGUGUCGUUAAAAUCGAAUCUUCAUCAACAAAAGCCGUGACACCAGCAAUAACAGAAGACGUUGAGGUGACGCCUACACCGGCCGAGCCCAAUCCAUCUUCCGAUAGAGAAGCGAAACGCAAAGAAAUCCAGUCGUUAAUAAUGAAAUAUUCCGCCUUGGAUGAGGCAUAUAAUAGAACAAACGUUACGGCGAUGACGACCUUGGCCGCCGUCAAUCCUGAGCCGCCCAGCGUGGCGGCGGCCAUUGCGCAAAAGUACUAUCCGGACCUGGCGAGGUCGCAGGAUAAGAAGAAAGAGGGAAUGGAAGAUCAGAGGGAGGAGGCGGCAGCGGCUGGUUCGAGGGCACCCUCAGUGGAAGAUGAUGAAGAAGGCCACCUUAUUUACCGAUCAGGGGACAUCCUACAAGAUCGAUACAAGGUCCUCGGCACCCUUGGCGAGGGAACUUUUGGCAAGGUAGUCAAAGUAAAAGACUUGGAAAUGGACCAUUCCAUGGCGCUUAAAAUUAUUAAAAACGUAGAAAAGUAUAGGGAAGCGGCUAAGUUAGAAAUCAACGUGUUAGAAAAAUUAUCCGACAAGGAUCCAGAUAGUAUGCAUUUAUGUGUAAAAAUGUUAGACUGGUUCGACUACCAUGGACAUAUGUGUAUCGCGUUUGAGAUGCUAGGCCUUAGCGUUUUCGAUUUUUUGAAAGACAACAACUAUCAGCCGUACCCAUUAGAACAAGUCAGGCACAUCGGUUACCAGUUGUGCUAUUCCGUCAAAUUUUUACACGACAACAAAUUGACGCACACAGAUCUCAAGCCAGAAAAUAUACUGUUUGUUGAUUCGGACUUUGACCUAGUGUAUAAUUCUAAAAAAAGAAGAGAUGUCAAGAGAGUAAAAAGAACCGACGUAAAGUUGAUCGACUUCGGCAGCGCAACUUUUGAUCACGAACAUCACAGCACUAUUGUUUCGACGCGGCAUUAUCGGGCACCUGAAGUCAUUUUAGAAUUGGGUUGGUCUCAACCAUGCGAUGUAUGGUCAAUCGGCUGCAUUCUAUUCGAGCUGUACCUCGGAAUUACGCUAUUUCAAACCCACGAUAAUCGUGAGCAUUUGGCCAUGAUGCAGCGAAUAUUGGGCGAAAUUCCUCAGAGGAUGGCACGGAAAACAAAGACUAAAUACUUUUACAAGGGCAGACUGGAUUGGGAUGAGAAGAGUUCUGCUGGUCGUUAUGUCAGAGAUAACUGCAAGCCUCUAUUGCGGUAUAAACAAGCCGACGAUCCCGAUCAUAACUAUCUGUUCGAUCUUAUCUUCAAAAUGCUCGACUAUGACCCUUCGGAACGUAUAACGCUAAAAGAAGCCCUAAAACAUCCGUUCUUCGAUAAAAUACCUGGCCACCAACGAUUGGGAGACCACGGAGCUGCUGGAGACAGGAGAGAACGCCGAAGUAUCUCAUAAGUAUAAACUGCAAGUGAUUUGGUCAAUUUUAAUUUCAACCUGUCGCGUCUUUGGAGACUUAAGUAUAUUGUACACAAUUGUUUUAUUUAUUGACUUGUUCAGGUGAAGAUGUAACUUUAGGUGAGGAUGUCUAUAAGUAAAGGUUUACUAUUUAAUAAACGACUUAAAUUAAAAAAUGAA